Cynocephalus volans (Philippine flying lemur) is the source of this 375-nucleotide messenger RNA. RefSeq names its product small ribosomal subunit protein eS25-like. NCBI's taxonomy places the organism in Eukaryota, Metazoa, Chordata, Mammalia, Dermoptera, Cynocephalidae. Gene Ontology annotation, molecular function: structural constituent of ribosome. Gene Ontology annotation, cellular component: cytosolic small ribosomal subunit. The transcript has a single exon. The record is from RefSeq and is a predicted model, not a curated record. The coding region runs from base 1 to 375 and encodes 124 amino acids.
AUGCUGCCCAAGGAUGACAAGAAAAAGAAAGACGCUGAGAAGUCGGCCAAGAAAGAGAAAGAUCCAGUGAACAAAUCUGGGGACAAGGCCAAAAAUAAGUGGUUCAAAAGCAAAAUUUGGGAAAAGCUCAAUAACCUAGUCUUGUUUGACAAAGCUGCAUAUGACAAACUCUGUAAGGAAGUUCCCAACUAUAAAAUUAUAACCCCAGCUCUGGUCUCUGAAAGACUGAAGAUUCAUGAUUCCCUGGCCAAGACAGCCCUUCAGGAGCUCCUUAGUAAAGGACUUAUCAUACUAGUUUCAAAGCACAGAGCCCAAGUAAUUUAUACCGGGAAUACCAAAGGUGCAGAUGCCCCAGCUGCUCGUGAAGGUGCAUGA